AUAUAAUUCAGUUUAGAUCAGCUCGUUGCCAUCUAAACUUCGCACUGCAGCAGUUUUUAAGUCAACGUCUGUCUACCAACGCCUUCGUCCGACAUGAAGGUGCGUUUGAUAGUUACUCUAUUGGCGACAGCCUCCAUCCUCGCUCUUGUCCAAUCCACGAUUGAAGACGAUGACUCGAUCAUACUAGAAAGCGACCCUGAAGAAACACAAGAAAGCGACUUUCAAAACCCAGAAGAAAGCGACCCUCAAAACCCAGAAGAAAGCGACCCUCAAAACCCAGAAGAAAGCGACCCUCAAAACCCAGAAGAAAGUGACCCUCAAAACCCAGAAGAAAGCGACCCUCAAAACCCAGAAGAAAGUGACCCUGAAGAAACUCAAGAGAGCGACCAAGAAGAACCACAAGAUAGCGACCCUCAAGAAUCAGAAGUAGACGAACAUCAGGUYAAAUCCAAACGCGUAGAAGACAUCCCUGGUCUCAGUGAAGAUUUGCUGACCAAGACAAUUGACGAAGCAAGGAAAGAAACUCUGGAAGAAGAAGCAAAAUCGAAACGACUCAGACAUCACGAUGAAAAKCCGCAGUCUUCUCUGAGGAAGCAUUUCAUGCGUGGACAUAGACCCGAACUUGAACCGCAUCGUGUUAACGCGCUUAUAAAGGAACGAACUAUCAGWAAACUCGCACAAAAACUCAAAAUGACUCCCAGCGCACUGGAAGGUCUGGAGAGCGCCAGUUUGGAUGCUGUGUGCCGUAAAGCCUCUAGAAGAAUAGAUGUAAAGGGUAAAUCGUCCUACUUUUAUAAGCGUUUUCGCACGAUUGAUGGGAGUAGAAACAACCGUGUUGGAGGAAAAGCAAAUACACCCUUCAGACGUCUUAUUGAAGCAGACUAUGGUGACGGCCUUUCAACUCCACGUAAAGCCAAGGAUGGUUCAGAGCUGCCUAACGCACGUUUUGCAAGUAAAACGCUGUUCGACAACGCAAACAAGCCUUCUAAAAAGCUUUCUCACAUGGCGAUGAUUUGGGGUCAAUUUCUUGAUCAUGACAUCACACAAAGUGCUGAAUCAGACGUCGAUUGCUCUCAUGAGUGUGGUCCAAAAGGAGAUUGUUUCGGCAUCGCCAUUCCAAAGGGCGAUAAUGCGUUUAAAGGACGAUCUUGCAUUGAACUAAAAAGGAAUGUUCCAUUCUGUGGCAAGCGCAAACGUGAGCAGAUUAACACUUUGAGCGCAUUUAUUGACGCAUCUGSUGUCUAUUCAAAUGACGAGAAAAAGUUCGAAGAACUUCGUGAUCCGAAUGAUAAAGCUCUACUUAUCGAAAGGAAAAUUAGUGGUYGAAAAAAUCUUCUAUCGGCGGACCAAGAUCCUAACGCCUUUUGUCGAAAUCCAACACAGCAACCAUGUUUCAGAGCUGGAGAUCCAAGAGUCAAUGAAAAUUCAGGACUUGCAUCCAUGCAUACCAUCUGGAACCGUUAUCAUAACCUUAUUGUUACACAGCUUAGACGUUUUUUACGURYUCGAAAAAACACCAAAAAAUGGACUCCAGAUUACUUGUUCUUUACGGCUCGUAAAAUAAUUGGUGCUAUGGUGCAGCAUAUCACAUUCAGGGAGUUUUUACCAGCCAUUCUGAGUAGAUCAGCGCGAAUACGGUCUAARUUGYUUUUGGGACGCCUCUAUAGAGUGAGGAAGAGACGUCUGUCAGUAAAGCGCUUCUUUUAUUUGAAACGGUUUAAAAAAGCAGAUCCUUCAAUCUUCAACUCCUUCGCCACUGCUGCUUAUCGCUUCGGACACAGCUUGGUACAAAACCAGUUAAGCCGGUUCGCAGAAUCUGGCAAACCGUCAGUGUGUCCCAUUUCUAUGGAUAAUUUCUUUAACACAAGCUUCUUGUACCAAAGAUCAGAAGGUGGAGUGGAUUCGAUUUUAAGAGGGCUUGAGGRAGACCCAGCACAAGAAGUKGAUGGGUCCUUUGCAAAAGCGGUCCACGAAAAGCUAGUAAGAUUUGCCAACGAUAUGGCUGAUUUGCCGGCCUUGAACAUUCAACGAGGUCGUGAUCACGGAAUUCCUGGAUACAACCGCUUCAGAAUACUUGCAGGCUUAAGGAGGGCCAAAAAAUUCAGCGACCUCAGAGACGUAAUGACGAAUGAACAGAUCAGGAAACUUAGGAAAGUGUACAAUCACGUUGAUGACAUCGAUUUGUUUGCUGGUGGAGUUAUGGAAAAACCUUUUAGAAAUGGAGCCGUAGGAAAAACCUUCAGCUUUAUCAUUGCCAAGCAAUUCCACAAUCUUCGUUUUGGUGAUCGAUUCUGGUACGAAAAUCGCGGUCAGUUUACCCCGCGUCAGCUUCGAGAAAUCAGGAAAUCUUCGCUAGCCAGAGUGAUUUGCGACAACAGUGACGGAAUCAAGUUGAUUUKCCCGAMAGUCAUCACCCCGGGAAGAAGGCGAGUACAGUGUAGAAGGUUACCGAGAAUCAACUUGAGAGCGUGGUUGUGAAGUCCUGCAACACAUGACCCAAACCAUUUUAACAAAGGCUGAUUUAUUUUCCCUUAUUUCAUACUUGAUUCAGUUUUC
Messenger RNA from Exaiptasia diaphana, 2556 nucleotides. RefSeq names its product myeloperoxidase. The record is from RefSeq and is a predicted model, not a curated record. NCBI's taxonomy places the organism in Eukaryota, Metazoa, Cnidaria, Anthozoa, Actiniaria, Aiptasiidae. Gene Ontology annotation, molecular function: heme binding; peroxidase activity. The coding region runs from base 94 to 2478 and encodes 794 amino acids. Gene Ontology annotation, biological process: response to oxidative stress. The transcript has 6 exons.